Messenger RNA from Ixodes scapularis (black-legged tick), 669 nucleotides. RefSeq names its product cuticle protein 16.8-like. Gene Ontology annotation, molecular function: structural constituent of chitin-based larval cuticle. The transcript has 4 exons. The coding region runs from base 73 to 669 and encodes 198 amino acids. Gene Ontology annotation, cellular component: chitin-based extracellular matrix. The record is from RefSeq and is a predicted model, not a curated record. Lineage: Eukaryota; Metazoa; Arthropoda; Arachnida; Ixodida; Ixodidae.
CUUGUGUUGUGGUGCCUGGACGGACGUCGGUAGAUCGUCGUGUGCUCGAGACUGGAUCUGGACUGAGCGAUCAUGAAGGCGGAUGCGGUCACCGUUUCAGCGGUGCUACUCAGCUUCAUCGUUGGCAACGGGGCCUUCCCUGGCGCUGCGGAGCUGGCUGCCCGGAUGGACGAAAUCCUGCCUCCUGAGCAGAUCCAAGACGCACAGGAGGACAGCCCGGUGUCAGUGCCGGCGCCCCGGCGGCCCUACUCGUUCAGCUACUCGGCGACGGACCCCCGAGACGGCUCGUCGCACGCCCGCUCGGAGUCGUCGGACGUGACCGGCCGCGUGGUGGGCUUCUACACUCUGCGCACGGCCGACGGACACAGCCGGCGAGUCAACUACGUGGCCGACGAGAGGGGCUUCCGAGCAGAGGUGGUCACCAACGAGCCCGGCACGCAGAGCCUCAAUCCGGCCAACGUAAUCUUCAGGUCUUCAGCGCGGCUACCUUUCCCGUCGAGGCAGCAGGGUCCCUCCGCAGCGGCGGCCGCUUCUGCAGCGGCGUCUUCGGCGGCCACGUCCUACGUGCCGGUCUCGGUGGCCAUACCACAGCGGCCGUCCAGGACCAUCGUCGUCCCGUCCGGCCACAGAGCCAUCUUCGUCCCCAUUGAAUACGUCGGUGGAAACUAG